AUGGCGGCAGCAACAGCAGCAGCAGCGCCGUACACCAUCGAUGGUGCUGGUCCAAGCAGAUCCCCCGUCGACUUUUCCGCAGCAUUGUCCAUUUGGCGAGACAUCAACCUCGUCGAUCUUCAGCAACAACUCAGCACCACCGCGCCCGAACUGUUCGAAGCGCAGAAGGCAGCCGUCUCCAAUCGGAAAAAGCUCGCCGAUCAGACACGAGAAUUCAAAAAGCAACCUGAUGCUAACAAGCUGGAAAGCUUCAAGCCCCUGCUCAAGGCCUACCAGACCGAGAUCGAUACGUUGACCAAACGUUCCAAAGCAGCAGAGAAUGCCUUUCUCAACGUGCACUCGGCUUUGACAAACGCGCCUGAUCCAUAUCCGCUUCUUGAGGUCACGCUGGAACAAGCAGCAUCGCUCAAUGAUCUCGAGAGCCUGAAACACGAGAAUGCAAAGCUGCAAACCGAUCUCGCACGCAGCGCUGCUGAGGCUCAGGUCAGCCAGGAGAGAGAAGCUGAGAAUGCUCGAUUGCAGCAGCGUCUGCGCUCACUCGAGCAGGAUUUUGAGGCAAAAGUACAGCAGCGAACGUCCGCAUUUGAACUCGAAUUAUCGGCAAAGUGGGACGAGAGGAUACACAACCUGAAGGAGCGAGAAGCUGAUCUCACAAAGUCUUUGAACUUAGCCCAAGAGCAACUUCAGCAUCUCAAGUCCAAAGACGAGACAGCCACCGCCAAGUUGCUCGAAAAGGGCCUUGAUGAAGACGGCGACCAUGCAAGGAACGUCGAUGGCAACUUUGCCGAAGUCGAAUUGCUGUCUCGUGACUUGGAACGUGCGCACGCCCGGGUUGAGACCCUCGAGAGGCGCAACGAGCAGUUGCGUGUCGACAUUGAAAGCGUCAAGAGUGGUCGUCAUGACACGGAACGAAUCCAAACGCUCGAAGCGGAAACGCAAGAAAAAGACCGCAAGCUGCAACAGCUUCAAUCUUUGCUCGAGACCGAACGUCAGCAAUCGGCAAACUUGACAAAGCAACUUGCCGCGGCGCGCGAUGAAAAGCUUAAGCUGCAAAACGAAAAGGAAGCAGAGAUCGAAUCGCUUCGCACCAAAUUGCUCCAGCGCAGUGAUUACGCCAACAUCAAGCGCGAGCUCGAGAUCGUCAAGGCGGUUCACUUCAAUGCUGAAGACGAUGAAGAUCUCGAUGCAUCUGCCCAUGUCGCUGGCGAUGCAGAGCAGAGUUCGAACAAGCAGCGACCCGCAGAUGCAAAGAGUCUCGAAGCAUUGUUGCUGGAAAGGAACAAGCGACUUGAGGACAACUUGGCGACAUUGCGUGUAUCUAACUCUGAGUUGUCGAGUUCGCUCGAGCAGGCCAACUUGGAGCUUGUUCGACUCAAGCAACAACGCUCGCAUCUCAAGACCCUGAAUGAUAAGCUCGAGAUGGAUCUUGCUUGCGUUGGCACGGGACAUCGUUCCAAUAGCAAGCGCAUGGCUGCGCUGAGCGCCGAGGACGCUCUAAAGGAAAUAGAGUCGCUCGAAGCUCAAGUUGAGCAAGCAGGUCAACUUGGCAAAGCGAGCAGCAAACCAGUGGUCCAAUCUACGCCUGCACACCAGGCCGUCGCCAACGGAGUCGAAUCAGCAUCACUAGCAAGGUCCGUCGAACCCUCUGCAGCUUCGAGGUCGUCUGUCUCUUCUGCUGCUCCCUCUUCCGGCGGCGGCGGAGGCAUCGGGGGUGACAACAGCAUCCUGCCCAUCGUUACUUCCCAGCGAGACCGUUUCCGUACGCGCAAUGCCGAGUUGGAAGAAGAGCUGCGCAAGCAAUUUGAAACCAUCAGCGAGCUUCGCAACGAGAUCAAGACGUUGCAAGCCGACAACCUUGGCCUGUACGAGAAGGUGCGCUAUUUGCAAAGCUAUGGCCCUGCUGGCAGCGGCGCAACGGGGGGUCGAGGCGACGCUGUGAUUCAGAUCGGCACUGGCAACGGAGCGUCGGGACGCAGAGACGCAUCGGGAGCCUAUCCUCCACCAAGAAGCGACGAUAAGUAUCGUGCCAGGUACGAAGAGUCAAUGAACCCAUUCGAAGCCUUCCGCGGACGCGAACAGUCGCGCGCCAUGGCGCAGCUCAACCCGCUCGAACGUGCGCUGCACAUGCUCACGCGCUUGGUGCUGAGCCAUCGACGCAUGCGCUUGUUCUUCAUGGUGUAUGCCAUCUUUUUGCACUUGCUCAUCUUUGGCAUGCUCCUCGAAGUGAGUCAUACGUCGUCCGCUCAGACUUGCUCUUUGCCACCACGGUGA
This is a messenger RNA of Mycosarcoma maydis (corn smut), 2271 nucleotides long. RefSeq lists its product as uncharacterized. NCBI's taxonomy places the organism in Eukaryota, Fungi, Basidiomycota, Ustilaginomycetes, Ustilaginales. Gene Ontology annotation, cellular component: Golgi membrane. Bases 1 to 2271 code for a protein of 756 amino acids. The transcript has a single exon. Gene Ontology annotation, biological process: intra-Golgi vesicle-mediated transport. The record is from RefSeq and is a predicted model, not a curated record.